This is a messenger RNA of Pyricularia pennisetigena, 633 nucleotides long. RefSeq lists its product as uncharacterized. NCBI's taxonomy places the organism in Eukaryota, Fungi, Ascomycota, Sordariomycetes, Magnaporthales, Pyriculariaceae. Bases 1 to 633 code for a protein of 210 amino acids. Gene Ontology annotation, biological process: response to heat; protein folding; response to hydrogen peroxide. The transcript has a single exon. The record is from RefSeq and is a predicted model, not a curated record.
AUGUCCAUCUUCGCUCCUCGCUCAUCCGUCUACGAGCCCAGCUACAGCGGCCUCUUCCGACUCAUCGACGACUUCAACAACUAUGCCGUCGAGGCCACCAACAGCAACUCCUCCUCUAACGCCGCAUCAACAAACAAGCGCGGCCGCUCCGGCUUCCUUUCAGACAUUGUGAGCUGGACGCCCAAAUUCGACCUGCAGGAGACGCCCAACACGUACAUCCUGCACGGCGAGUUCCCCGGCAUGGACAAGAAGGAUAUCAACAUCGAGUUCACCGACGACCAGACCAUCACCAUCCGCGGCCGCAGCGAGCGCUCGCACUCGCAUGAGGAGCCUGCCGACGAGGACGGCGACGCAGUCGUGGUUCCGUCCAGCGGCGACAAGAAGAGCGGCAAGGACGCCGCCGACAGCAAGUCGGAGGACAACAAGGACAAGCAGGUCGAAAAGAACAACGCCGGCCAGCACAAGGUCAAGUACUGGGUCUCGGAGCGCAGCUUUGGAGAGUUCUCGCGCUCCUUCAACUUCCCUACCCGCAUCGAUGCGAGCGGUGUCGUGGCCAAGUUGGACAAUGGCGUGCUGAACAUUGUCGUUCCAAAGAUGACCAAGCCGCAGGGUAGGAAGAUUGCGAUCGAGUAA